UAAAAUCUUGGGGCAGCCGUAAUCAUCUAGGCGUGGUUCUCUGGUCUGACAGACUGCACAGAUCCUGGGCCAAGGGGCAGAGGAAAGCCGGCUUGGGCAGCAGAGCCUCCAAGAUGACUGAGUUGGAUCUAAUGACCUCAGGACAAUUGCCUGGAGUCACUGCUCGCUCUCUGGCCCCUCUCAGCUCAGAUUCUGGGUCUGUUAGCCCCUCAGAAGAAGAGGACUUGGGCUCCCCUGGGAGACCUGUGGAGGAAACAGAGGGAAAGGGAAGCUCCUCUGCAGAGCCAGGGACUCCUGGAGAGGAUGGGGAGGAGGAGAUCCUGUGUGACUUCUGCCUCGGGACCAGUAAGGUGAGGGCAGUGAAGUCGUGUCUCACCUGCAUGGUGAAUUACUGCGAGGAGCACCUACGUCCUCACCAGGAGAACAGUAAACUGCACAGCCACCAGUUGACUAAGCCCCUGAAGGAUCGAGACCUACCCAUCUGCUCUGCCCACUACAGCCCUCUGGUUGCCUUCUGCUGCAGUGACCAGCAGUGCAUUUGCCAGGAAUGUGGCCAGGAUGAACACAAGAACCACACUACUGUUUCCCUGGAUGUUGCCCGCAGAGACAAGGAGGCUGAACUUCGGUGCCUCCAGUUAGACUUGGAGCAGAAACUCAAGUUGAAUGAAAAUGCCAUCACCAGGCUCCAAGCCAAUCACAGAUCUGUUUUGGCGUCAGUGUCAGAGGUGAAGGUGGUAGCUGAAGAGCAGUUUGGGGAACUCCUUGCUGCUGUGAGAAAGGCCCAGGCAGAUGUGAUGCUUUUCCUGGAGGAGAAGGAGCAAGCUGCUCUGAAUCAGGCUAAUGGCAUCAAGACCCACCUAGAGUACAGGAGUGCAGAGAUGGAGAAAAGCAAGCAGGAGCUGGAGAGAUUGGCGGCCAUCAGCAACACUGUCUUCUUCUUGGAGGAGUACUGCAAGUUUAAGAACGCUGAAGACUCUGCUUUCCCUAGUGUUUACAUAGCACUGAAGGAUAAACUUUCAGGUAUCCGCAGGGUCAUCACAGACUCCACCCUACACUUAAUCCAGUUGCUGGAGAACUACAAGGAAAAGCUCCAGGAAUUCUCCAAAGAAGAGGAGUAUGACAUCAAAACUCAAGUGUCUGCCAUUGUUCAGCGCAAGUAUCGGACCUCAAAACCUGAGCCUAAAACCAGGGAAGAGUUCCUUAAAUAUGCUCAUGAUAUCACAUUUGACCCAGACACAGCACAUAGGUAUCUCCGGCUGCAGGAGGACAACCGCAAAGUCACCAACACCACACCCUGGGAACAUCCCUAUCCGGACCUCCCCAGCAGAUUCCUCCACUGGCGGCAGGUGCUGUCCCAACAAAGUCUGUACCUGCACAGGUACUAUUUCGAGGUAGAGAUCUCCGGGGCAGGCACUUACAUUGGCCUGACCUACAAAGGAAUUGACCGGAAAGGGGAGGAACGCAACAGUUGCAUUUCUGGAAACAACUUCUCCUGGAGCCUCUAUUGGAAUGGGAAAGAGUUCACAGCCUGGCACAGUGACACAGAGACCCCAGUCAAAGCUGGCCCUUUCCGGAGGCUUGGCAUCUAUGUCAACUUCCCAGGAGGGACUCUUUCCUUCUAUGGUGUAGAAUAUGAUUCCAUGACUCUGGUUCACAAAUUUGACUGCAAAUUUUCAGAGCCAGUCUAUGCUGCCUUCUGGCUUUCCAAGAAAGAAAAUGCCAUCCGGAUUGUGGACCUAGGAGAGGAACCUGAGAAGCCAGCAGUGUCCUCAUUAAAGACUGCUUCUUAGGUUCUGAGAUCCAUAUCUCAGGCCUUUGCUAAAACUAUGAUGGGAC
Messenger RNA from Sciurus carolinensis (gray squirrel), 1836 nucleotides. RefSeq names its product tripartite motif containing 16 (gene Trim16). The record is from RefSeq and is a predicted model, not a curated record. The transcript has 6 exons. Lineage: Eukaryota; Metazoa; Chordata; Mammalia; Rodentia; Sciuridae. Gene Ontology annotation, molecular function: zinc ion binding; protein binding. Bases 114 to 1790 code for a protein of 558 amino acids.